GCUUUCGUGCCAUCAGACUGAUUGAGUGGUGGCUUACACUGUAUCCUAAAAUUAGUUUUACAGUUAAAAAUACCAUACAGCCAUGCAUUCAAAUUUAGAAGCCCUUGUACUAAUUUCUUAACACUUACACCAACUGCCUCACAGAGGUUGGCUUGAUGUGCUUAUGGUUUCAUCUACAAUAUAAGAUCACUUAAAUUAAUCACUUAAAAUUUUUGUCAGUCACUGUAAUUAUACAACUCAAAUGUGACAAUCUGACCUUUUCAACUUGUACGCACAAGCAAACUCAUACUUCCUCUUGCAUUGUAUGCAAAACAUGAAAUAAAUUACACAGCACAAAAUAGAGAAUGUCCUUGAAUACUGAUCACGUGGCCUGAAUUUGUUAAAUCCACUCGUCAGACCAUGAGCAGCCAUAGUGAAGUGAAACACAUCACAUACCAUGUCCUGUGAAACUACAACGGAGGUGCAGCGGUUCUACAAGGACUGCGGUGUCUUUGUGACCGGCGGGACGGGUUUCCUGGGCAAGCUGACCAUAGAGAAGAUCCUCAGGAGUUGUCCCGACGUCAGGAAAGUGUACGUCCUGAUACGGCCUAAGAAGGGUUUAUCCGUGGAAGAAAGGAAAAAGACACUACUUGACAAUGUGAUGUUUGACCGCUUGAAGUGCGAGCGGCCAGACUCGGUGGACAAGAUAGUGUUCUUGGCCGGAGACUGCUCUAGUCCUCGCCUGGGCCUCAGUGACUCGGACUACCACCACCUGACCCAACAUGUCCACAUCGUGCUGCACCUGGCCGCUACGGUCAGGUUCGACGAGAAGAUGAAAGUGGCAAUAAACACAAACAUCAAGGGCGCUAUGGAGGCAUUAAAUCUCUGUAGGGACUGCAUCUCUCUAAAAGCUGGAGUAUUCGUCACCACAGCCUUCUCAAACCCCAACAGGUCACUGGUGAAAGAAGAAUUUUACAACCCACCCAUGCAAGUGGAUGAGAUUCUUGCCCUUUUGGACAGGUUGAAUGAACAUGAACUUGAAAUUCUAAGUCACAAGAUAACAGGACCUUGGACAAUUCCUUACUUAUUCUCAAAAGCGGUAAUAGAGAACUUCCUCUUCACGAAUGCAAAAGGUUUGCCAGUGUCAGUUGUGAGGCCAUCAAUGAUUGUGAGCACCGUAAAGGAGCCUGUACCUGGAUGGGUGGACAACAUGUACGGUCCUAUUGCCAUUAUCUUGGGAGCGGCCACUGGUGUGCUGAGGGUGAACCAAGCAGAUUUAGAUGUGGUAAUCGAUGUUAUUCCAGCUGAUAUAGUCAUCAACUGCAUCCUGUGUGCAGCAUCUACCACUAGAUCAAAUGAAACCAUCACCAUCUACAAUGCAACAACUUCAGACAGCAAUCCCGUGACAAUACGAAUGAUACAAGAAACAUUACUGACCUUCAGAGACAGAUUUCCAGUGAAAAAUUGUGUCUGGUAUCCAUUUAUGAUAUCAGUCCAAAGCUUCAAGCUGUACACAAUUCUCACAAUUUUCCUGCACGUGUUGCCAGGAUUUUUCUUAGAUCUGGCAUUUCGGCUGAUGGACAGGCAACCAAUCUUUAUGAAGAUCUACAGAAAAAUACGAAAAUAUACAAUCAUUUUAAAUUCGUUUCCUAUGAAAGAAAUAAUAUUCACCAGUGAUAACACAAGAAACCUACAUGCCAAACUUGAAGCAAAGGAUAAAGAGCUAUUCUCUGUUGACACCCAACAAUUGACUGCCAUGCAGUUUAUGGAAUUGUCUUGUAGCGAAGCAAGAAAGUAUCUUCUGAACGAAACAGAGGAAGAUCUAGAGGAGGCUAAGGCAUUGAAUCUGAAAUUAUACAGAAUCCAUACUAUUGUCAAGUAUUUCCUGUACGGCUUGGUGAUUUGGGCAGCAUGGCAGAUGAUUAUGUAUUUUAUGUUCUGAUCAAUUCAAGAUGAAGAAUCAGUUGCAUUUGUUUUAUUAAAGUACAAUAACAGUGCAUAAACCUAUAGUGUGUCAGUUUCUAUUACAAAUGCAUAGCACGAGUUAAAAAAGAAAUCACAUGCAAGUCUGUUCAGUUCUUACAACCUGGCUACAAAAGUCAAAUAAAGAAUUUUUCAUGGUAGUCACAUAUUCAAAAAAAAAUUUUAACUUUAUCAUUGGGUUUUAUCUAUGUGAACUUGUAGUGGUUGCUUAACUAAACCACAUUUACCAUAUUCUUUCAUAUCACUUUCCGGAACAAAAAACUUUGGAUACAGAUCCUGAUCUACAAAAAAUAAACUAAAUAUGUAAUGAAGUAUUUGUGGAAGAAUUUUCUACAACAAGGUAUAUCGAUGAAGUUGUGUGUUUUAAAUAUUUGUAUCCAGUGCAAAUAAAAAGAUAUUUCACUAA
Molecule: messenger RNA, 2368 nt
Organism: Bacillus rossius redtenbacheri
Lineage: Eukaryota; Metazoa; Arthropoda; Insecta; Phasmatodea; Bacillidae
Product: fatty acyl-CoA reductase wat-like
Exons: 8
Coding region: 437-1921 (494 amino acids)
Biological process (GO): long-chain fatty-acyl-CoA metabolic process
Cellular component (GO): peroxisome
Molecular function (GO): alcohol-forming very long-chain fatty acyl-CoA reductase (NADP+) activity
Source: RefSeq, a predicted model, not a curated record